Molecule: messenger RNA, 1855 nt
Organism: Doryrhamphus excisus (bluestripe pipefish)
Lineage: Eukaryota; Metazoa; Chordata; Actinopteri; Syngnathiformes; Syngnathidae
Source: RefSeq, a predicted model, not a curated record
AACAACCCCACAAGGAAAGAAGGAAGUUGACAGGAAGCUAGUACAAUAACUCCGUGUUAGCUAUAGAUGCUAACGUAAAUGUCACAUAUAACAAGUAUGCUCAUUUACCUCAGUGUCCUGCAUCGAAGGUUAUCUUGAACUUGACGCUAUAAGAGCCAUGUCGCAGGGUCCAAACAUAAUCUUCUGGAUGUUAAAAAUAAUGAAGCAAACGUAAGCUGAUGUUGCGGUUAAAAAAAUGUCGAUGCUUCCGCCCUCUCUCUGUAUGUAUAUAUACACUUGCAGGCUUUCUACUUUGACUCCUAUGACGUUUAUUAUGCUAAGCUCCGUCAAACGGUAUGUAGCUCACCCCGCUAAAGUGCACAACGACGGCUCAAAUUACAAGCAUGCAUCUGAACUGACCGUCAUGGUUCCCCUUAAAGAGUCAGUGUGCCUCGUCGCUGAGCAUCAUGGGAGUUGUGGUCACUCCGCGUUCCUCGCGCGCCACCGCAGACGAAAACAACAAAACAACAGCUAAUUGACGAUAUGUUAUAUAAAACAGCUCAAUUCAUUAGAAAGCUUAAACAACACAUAAUUAAACAUAUAUUUUACCCUGCCAACUUUUACAGAAAGAACGUUUUAUAGGCGAAUUUUGAGUUAGGAUGCAGUACCGUAAGCGGCCGUUAGAGGGACCCUAGGUCAUUUCCAUAGCAACAUUACGUUGACACGUUGUGUUUUCAUAGAAGACAAGCUUCAAAUUUGUUUUGGUUUUUUUUAUCGCCAAUGGAAUCCUUGAACAGUUCAGCCUUAAAAGCAGUGGAUGACUAUUGGGAGUACACACGGAUCGUGGGUGAUGACGAUGGAGGCGAACUGUUUACACCCGAGCAAUAUGAGGAGUACAAGAGGAAAAUACUCCCACAGCGAAUACAAAACAGGCUGUAUGUGAGCUUUGGUGUACCAGGAGGAAUCGACUGCAAGCUGAUUGGUCCGGAGACGCAGUGCUUCUGUGCACAUAGAUACAAGCAGCAUAAGACAGACUUUGAGGUCAUUCCCUCCGAGAGGCCUUUGGCCCUGCCUUGUUGUGUCAGAGGAUGUCGUUGUCCUGCUUAUGAGUACGUCCCCCAUGUUGGGGGGGCACCGGUUCGCUGCAGGUGUAAACAUUUACCUCAGGAUCACACUGAAGCUGCUGGGCAUAUGUGCGAAAAGUGUGACUGUUCUGGGUUUCGGAGCCCGUAUACAUGUGGGUGUGGCCAACCCAGCUUCAAUCACCACACCAUGGUGGAAACAAAGUCCGAGAGGGAGGCACGGGGUCGUCCGGUAGGCUGGGACGUCCCUUACGCUGCGAUGGGGGGUCUGACAGGGUUCAGUUCCUUGCUGGAUGGCUAUCUCGCUUUGGGGGCUAACGGGUCAUGUCAGGAAUCAGAUGACGACAGCCAGCAGUGUUCAGCAUCAGCCUCCAGCUCCGCAUGCAGUAAGAAGACCAAAUAAGUGUUCACAUCACGGACCACCUGUUCCUGGAUAGUAAAAAUGUACUGCCAAUCGCAAAUAAAGGCCAAAAAUGUGCAGUCGUUUUGUUCUCUUGCAACCACGGUGAUUAUCCGCCGUGCCACAGAGAGCCAAUCAACAUUUAUUGUUAUCAGUGGAAUCUGUGCAAAGCCUGAACAAAGCACCAUUUGACUCUUUGGAUGAAACAAUAGAUAUUUUCUAUAGAUGUGAUCAGUGACGUAUUGUUCUCCACUAUUUAAAGUGGACUGACUGAAAUUGGACCUACUGAAAAGUAAAAAUUCUAACUGGUAGCGUUGUACCAAAGUGUGAUUAGGGAGACAUUUUUGGUCCGCAGAUUGUUUUUUAUUGCCCAUCAGUUAAGAAAUGUUAUGAA